Messenger RNA from Macroventuria anomochaeta, 1185 nucleotides. Its product is annotated as zinc finger protein-like protein RTS2. Gene Ontology annotation, biological process: DNA replication; DNA damage response. The record is from RefSeq and is a predicted model, not a curated record. The transcript has a single exon. Bases 127 to 993 code for a protein of 288 amino acids. Gene Ontology annotation, molecular function: double-stranded DNA binding. Gene Ontology annotation, cellular component: nucleus. NCBI's taxonomy places the organism in Eukaryota, Fungi, Ascomycota, Dothideomycetes, Pleosporales, Didymellaceae.
CAACUUACGCCGAAUUCGAUACCUCACUCCUCCCUGAAUUUGCCAACACACCGUAUAUGUUCGUGUUCCGAGCAGAGAUCGCACCAAUACCACGAACAAAAGUCGCAAGUGCGCAAACUUGAGAAGAUGGGCAAAGCGGAAGCAGGAAGCACAAAAUGGGUUGCCAACAAGAUGAAAUCCAAGGGACUCCAGAGGCUGCGCUGGUGGUGUGAAAUCUGCCAGAAGCAGUGUCGCGACGCCAACGGCUUCAAAUGUCACGUUCAAUCCGAGUCGCACGUUCGCCAAAUGCAGGUCGUCGGCGAAGACCCGCGCAAGUUUAUCAACAACUUCAGCAACGACUUCCAGCGCGACUUCGUCUCUCUGCUACGUACAGCACACAAUGAGAAAUGGAUCUCGUCGAACAAGUUUUACAACGAGUACAUCCGCGAUAAGGAGCAUGUACAUAUGAAUGCGACGAAGUGGCCCAGCUUGACUGAGUUUGUCAAGCAUCUUGGUCGCGAGGGCAUAUGUCAUGUCAAGGAGGACGAGAAGGAUGGGUUGAUGAUUGCAUGGCGAGAUACAAGUAUUGCGGCAGUGAAGCGCAAGGAAGAGAUCGCCGAGCAAGAAGCUGCAGAGGCGCGGAGUGGGGCUGGUGAAGACAAAAUGCUGAAGAAGAUGGCGAAGCGCGCUGCGGAAGAGGCGGAGGCCAAGAAGACUAUCGAGGCGAAGAGGGCGGCAGCCGCCGCAGCGGCACAACCGAAGCAGAACCCCACACCACCUGCCGAAGGCGCCUCGCCGAUGGAAGAGAAGAAGGCUGACUCGCCUGUCGAGGGAGAGGAGGAUGGAGAGGAAUCUACAGUCGCUGCGGCGCCGGUGAAGUUGAGUUUCGGUUUGAAGGCGAAAGCUGCACCCCCAAAUAAGGCUGGGCUUGGUCAGAUGAAGAGCCAGAGUAUCUUCAAGCGCAAGAAGGCCGAUGCUGUGGAGCAGAAGCCCGUCAAGAAGGUCAAGCUAUGAAGGAUCGGAUAUCUUCAAGAUUGCAUUUUGGGUAUGCAUAGCGUGGUGUACGGUGAUUUUGGUUUCAUGGGGAGGCAUCUGGCUGGCGUUUCACUAUCCUGGUCUGUGUUAUUGAAGCACACGUAGACGGUCACAUGGAUAUGGACAAAUACUCACUGAUCAAUCAAAGUUUUGCAGCAAGCUGCUCGUCAC